Opisthocomus hoazin is the source of this 1257-nucleotide messenger RNA. Its product is annotated as thyrotropin-releasing hormone receptor. NCBI's taxonomy places the organism in Eukaryota, Metazoa, Chordata, Aves, Opisthocomiformes, Opisthocomidae. Gene Ontology annotation, cellular component: membrane. Gene Ontology annotation, molecular function: thyrotropin-releasing hormone receptor activity. Gene Ontology annotation, biological process: phospholipase C-activating G protein-coupled receptor signaling pathway. The record is from RefSeq and is a predicted model, not a curated record.
AUGGAGCGUGCAGACUGCGGAGACGUCAGGAGCUGGCAGCAAAUUCUGGCUACUGCUGACCAUCAGGGAGAUACUGGAUCUCCCAGCCUGACCGUCGGGGAGAUACUGGAUAUCCCAGGCUCAUCGCUGGGGUGCGGCAACCAGACCCUGGGCAGGAUGCCCCGGCAGCCGCUGGAGCUGCAGGGGGUGACCAUCCUGCUGGUGCUGCUCAUCUGCGGGGUGGGCAUCGCGGGCAACGUGAUGGUGGUGCUGGUGGUGCUGCGCACCAAGCACAUGGUGACCCCCACCAACUGCUACCUGGUGAGCCUGGCGGUGGCCGACCUCAUCGUGCUGCUGGCGGCCGGGCUGCCCAACAUCUCAGAAGUGGUGGCUUCUUGGGUGUACGGCUACGCCGGCUGCCUCUGCAUCACCUAUUUGCAGUUCCUGGGCAUCAACAUCUCCGCCUGGUCCAUCACCGCCUUCACGGUGGAGCGUUACAUCGCGAUCUGCCACGCCAUCAAAGCGCAGCUCCUGUGCACCGUCUCCCGCGCCAAGCGCAUCAUCUCCUCGCUGUGGCUCUUCACCUCCCUCUAUUGCCUCAUGUGGUUCUUCCUGGUGGACACGACCCAGGUGACCUUCUCCGACGGGGCACAGGUCAGCUGUGGCUACCGGGUCUCCAGAAGCCUUUACAUGCCCAUUUACUUCUUGGAUUUUGCUGUCUUCUACGUCAUCCCGCUGGGAUUAGCAACUGUCCUCUACGGCCUCAUUGCCCGCAUCCUCUUCAUGAGCCCCCUGCCCGCCACCCCGCAGCACUCCUGCCUGGGCUCCACACACCAGGGUGGCUCCCUCAAGCUCUCCUGCCGGGGCAACAAGGGGGCCCUGAGCUCCCGCAAGCAGGUGACGAAAAUGUUGGCUGUCGUGGUGGUCCUCUUCGCCCUUCUGUGGAUGCCUUAUCGCACACUGGUUGUGGUGAACUCCUUCAUGGACCCUCCGUACCUGAACAUCUGGUUCCUUCUCUUCUGCCGCAUGUGCAUCUACCUGAACAGUGCCAUCAACCCCAUCAUCUACAACCUCAUGUCACAGAAGUUCAGGGCUGCCUUUCGGAAGUUAUGCAAGUGUGAAGAGAAAGGUGCUGAGAACCCUGCGCCCUACACCGCCCCGGUGUACUACAGUGUUAUGAAGGACUAUUCUCAUGACAGCUCCGAUCACAAUGUCACCGAACAAGAAGAUCUGAACAGUUUCCCUGCACCUGCAAGGAAGAACAAGCCUGCCAAAUAA